UCACCCGCCAAGCGCCUGACGCUCAGCUCUGCCGGCACCUUGAAGAUCGGCCCGCAGGCGGGGCAGACCACCGUGCUCAGCAUCCCGCUGCAAGGCGGCGGCAGCGAGCACACCAUCACGCUGAUCCCCGUCCAACCGUGCGAUCCAUCGGCCGGCGGCCCCACUCAGUUCCUGCUCACAGCAUCCCCCGGCCGCCCCCUUCCCGCACCCGCGCCCGUCGCCGCACCCGCCAACGCCCAGCCGGCCAGCGGCCGGCCGCAGCGCACCGGAUCCCUGGCACUUUUCUUCCGCAAGGUGUACCACCUGGCCAGCGUGCGCCUUCGCGAUCUGUGCGCCCGACUGGACAUCUCGUCGGAGCUGCGUGCAAAGAUCUGGACAGCCUUUGAACACGCUCUGCUUCAUGCCACCCAACUCAUGAGGGACCGGCACCUGGACCAGAUGCUGCUCUGCACUGUCUACAUCAUCGCCAAAAUCACCAAGGAGGCGCACACGUUCCAGGACAUCAUGAAGUGUUACCGCAGCCAACCGCAGGCCAGCAGCCAUGUGUAUCGCAGUGUCCUCCUGCAUCGCACUCCCAGACCGCAGGGUGCGCUAACAGACGAAAACAUGGAGGUUGAUCCUGCGUCUGGAGCAGAAUCUACCGAGACGACGCAAGCGGGCGAGGAGGAACGCGGCGACCUGAUUCAGUUUUACAACAACGUCUAUGUGAUCAAGAUGAAAAGUUUUGCCAUGAGAUAUGCUACGCAUGACAACAGGAUGGACGCCCCGCCCAUGUCUCCGUUCCCUUCAGUGCGUUGCCACCCGCCGUCUCCUCGCCGAGUGUCUCAGCGUCAUAGCGUUUACGUGUCGCCCCACAAAGCGUCGGCGGGAGGCCUGGCCCCAAACUCUUUCACCUUCCGCAUCAACAGCAGCCCCUCCAAGGAUCUGUCUGACAUCAACCGCAUGCUGCGUCAAGGUUGCAACGGCCGCAAAAGAGCCCUCGGCAUGGAGGGCGAGCUGAUGAUAUCGUCAGCAUGUGACUCCCCCAGCAAGCGGGCGUGUCCCGAGAACAGCGCUAGUGGCCCCGACAUUUUGCUAAAGAGGCUGCAGGACGUUGUGUCGGAGAGGCAGAGCCACUGACCAAGUGGCUGCCAUCAAAAAUGUGCUAGCACGCUAAUAGGAUUGUGAAUCAAAGACCUAACGUUAACACCUUAACAUGACUGUUAGCUAUGGUUAUAUAACGUUACUGGUCAUUGCUUGAGCUGACGGGUAUGACCAGUCACUGUGAAAAGAACGCUUGCUUGCUAACGUGAUUGGACAUGACAGGGCUAAUGUUAACUCCUUAACAGGACUCUUAGAAAAGUAAUGUUAGCUGUCAAAAUAACAUCACAGGUCAUUACCGACUUAAUUAUGUCGCAUGACCAGUUGCUGUGGAGCUAACACUAGCACACUAACGUGACUUGUUAUUACUGAGAUAGCGCUUGUAAGCUAAUGUGACUUCUCAUACUAAAGCUAAGGCUAACUCUGAUACAUGUAAACUGUCAUUACCCACCUAAUGCUAACCCUGACACAACUGGUCACAUGGAGCUAAUGCUAGCACGCUAAUGUUUGUUAAUUAUGAAUGUGUUAAUGUCUUUGCGAGACUGCAAAAGGUCUUUAUAGGUUUUGUGUAAACUUAUGUAAAAGUGUAUGUUUUUGUUGUUCCACUUGAGUCAAGGAAAACUAUGAGGCUGAGAUUAGCAUGUACAUGUAGGAUUUGGUGUUAUUUGUUCUAGCUGUGAGCCCAAAUUAUGACGUUGGCGCUAUUGUCCUCAGAAGUUUGUAAAACUUUUUUGUUUUUAUUUUUGUUGUUGGAAUCUCCUCGACUAUUUCUGUGUUCUUGCUCGUUUAUGUUUGUGUAGCAUCUACACAUGUGUUUGGCAAGUGUGUUGAACUUUAUCUUGAUCUUAUCUGUUGUGUGACUUUGUAGUUUGAUUUGUGAAAUUGAAAUCCAAUGCACAAAGUAAUGUGU
Messenger RNA from Hippocampus comes (tiger tail seahorse), 1990 nucleotides. RefSeq names its product retinoblastoma-like protein 1. Gene Ontology annotation, biological process: negative regulation of G1/S transition of mitotic cell cycle; regulation of transcription by RNA polymerase II; cell differentiation. Gene Ontology annotation, cellular component: nucleus; transcription regulator complex; chromatin. Gene Ontology annotation, molecular function: RNA polymerase II transcription regulatory region sequence-specific DNA binding. The transcript is spliced from 8 exons. The record is from RefSeq and is a predicted model, not a curated record. Lineage: Eukaryota; Metazoa; Chordata; Actinopteri; Syngnathiformes; Syngnathidae. The coding region runs from base 415 to 1119 and encodes 234 amino acids.